AUGCCUUUUCUUAAUGCGGAGCCGUUGGACCCGUCUUCCUACGUGUUCAUUCUGUCCGGGCUAACGCUCAUUGGCACGUUCAUCAGCCUCAUCCUGUAUGGUGUCGUCUUGAUGCAGACGUAUUCAUAUCAUGUGACCUACAAAGAUGACAAGGCGUGGCAGAAGGCCUAUGUAUGGACGUUAUUCGUCGUGGGCACGGUGAACAUCGGGCUGGACAUGGCGCACAUCUACGACCAUCUGGUCAACAAAUUCGGCCCUUUGACAACCGGCAUUAUAGGGUCCAUGGUCCAGUUAUUUCUCGGUCGUCGAAUCUGGAUCCUCACCAACAGUCUCUGGGUAUUCAUCACGAUCGUGGCGCUGGCCGCCAUAGAAUGCAUUGCUGCAAUGGCCACAAGCGUGGCAAUGUUCUGCACGCCCGACAUCCUGCUCACAUCUCGCAUCCAGUCGACCGUCAUCAUCUGGCUGAUCGCAACGACCAUCGACGAUACGCUGAUCACGGUCAUCCUCGUGACAUUCCUGAAGCGGCACAAGACCGGGUCUCCCCCGACGGACGACAUCAUCGACAAGAUCAUUCGACUCGCCAUCCAGACGGGCCUCGUCACGGCUCUGUGGGCCGUCGCAGACAUUGUCUUGUACAUCACCUUUGUGCGUCCCUCUCCCUCUCCUGUCCCUGUAACGCCCCCUCAGCCCAUCUCUGACUGGGUCCUGCAUCGUCGUUUUACUAGCCAACUGCGUAGUGACUACAUCGUCUUCGGCUACCCCUUGGCGGAGCUGUACAUGAUCUCCCUCCUCUCGAGCCUGAACUCCCGGAAAGGCUGGACGUCCUCUGUCGAGUCCACCAGAUACAUAGGCGGGAUCAGCCGCCCCCGCACCAUCGAGUUUUGCGACAGGAGCGCAGUGAGAGACGUGGGUCGCCCGCCCUAUCUCAUACCAUUCAUCGUUCCUGAUCUUUUUGCCCGUCUUAGAGCGAAAUCGUGCCCCGCGACGCAGCAACAGUAA
Heterobasidion irregulare TC 32-1 is the source of this 999-nucleotide messenger RNA. RefSeq lists its product as uncharacterized. NCBI's taxonomy places the organism in Eukaryota, Fungi, Basidiomycota, Agaricomycetes, Russulales, Bondarzewiaceae. The transcript has 10 exons. Bases 1 to 999 code for a protein of 332 amino acids. The record is from RefSeq and is a predicted model, not a curated record.